Messenger RNA from Lotus japonicus, 874 nucleotides. Its product is annotated as protein RGF1 INDUCIBLE TRANSCRIPTION FACTOR 1-like. The coding region runs from base 223 to 846 and encodes 207 amino acids. Lineage: Eukaryota; Viridiplantae; Streptophyta; Magnoliopsida; Fabales; Fabaceae. The record is from RefSeq and is a predicted model, not a curated record. The transcript has 3 exons.
UGUCCCCAUACAUUAUAGUCUCACCUUCUUCUUCUUGUGUCUUGUUCAAUUCAUAGUUGUUGAAUUGAAACCCUGUUUACUCUCUCACCCUCUCUGUGAUUCCACCAUUAUAGUCUUCACUCUUUAGAAUCCAUAUCCCAAUUUUCACUCAAAGCAUUACAUUGUCAAUUCAAUUUGUCACGUAUAUAUGUUAUAUUUUUAAUAUGAUAUGAAUUGAAUGUUAUGGAUUCAGAGCAGGACACAAUGUUGGUGCCUCCAUGGCUCAAACCAUUGCUUAAAACACCUUUCUUCAAUGUCUGUCGCAUUCAUGGAGACGCGGCGAGGAGCGAAUGCAACAUGUUUUGCUUGGACUGCAAUGGUGAUGCCUUUUGCUUUUACUGCCGUUCCUCAAGGCACAAGGAUCACCAUGUCAUUCAGAUAAGGAGAUCUUCUUAUCACAAUGUGGUGAGGGUGGGGGAAAUUGACAAGGUGUUGGACAUUAGUGGAGUGCAGACUUAUGUGAUCAACAGUGCUAGAGUUCUGUUUCUCAAUGAGAGGCCUCAACCAAAGUCUGGGAAAGGAGUAUCUCACAUCUGUGAGAUUUGUGGUAGAACCCUCUUGGAUCCAUUUCGUUUCUGUUCUUUGGGAUGCAAGCUUGUGGGAAUAAAAAGAAAUGGGGAUGCAAGCUUUAACAAGGAGGCAUUGGCAAUGGAUGGGAUGUCAAGGAGAUCAGUCUCUUCAAGACAGCAUGAAGAAGAAUUGCGUGAAGGAUCACAAGAAGACAUGUACCCUGACACGCCUCCUCCACCUGCUUCAAAUGCAAGGAGAAGGAAAGGGAUUCCUCAUAGAGCUCCUUUUGGCUCAUAAUCAUUACUUCCUUUCCCCCUAAAAAUUG